AUGGUUGGACUUUUUUGUGAACAUUUCUUUGGUUUCACCAAGUUCACCAAUGAAAUGCCAAAAAAACAAGAGGAAAGUUUACAAGAAAGGUCACCAAAAAAAAACAUUGAAAGGCAAGAGAAAAACAAGAAAAAAGUCUAUAAGAAAGGUCUUCAAAAAAAAAAUGCUGAAAGGCAAGAAAAAAGUCUGCAAGUUUUCCAAAAAUAUCGAAAGACAGAAGAAAAGUCUACAAACUAA
Cetraspora pellucida is the source of this 237-nucleotide messenger RNA. NCBI's taxonomy places the organism in Eukaryota, Fungi, Glomeromycota, Glomeromycetes, Diversisporales, Gigasporaceae. The record is from the annotation of a GenBank genome assembly.